AUGACUGCCUUGAUGCUGAUUGCUCAGUAUCUAGUAUGCCAGCACAAGAAGGAGCUAGAAGAGAAUGAACUGAAGCUGGACCAUAUGAUGGAACAAGAACGUUUACGAGGAUUGAAAGAAGAGGAACGUCAAAAAGAGAAGAAAGAUUGUCAAAAAUAUGAAUAUGUACAACAGAUUAUGAAGCAAAUGAAAGAUAAUGAAUCUGAAAGACUUAAAGAAGCAAAAUAUAUUGAAGAGGUUCAGGAAUACUUAUGCCGAAAGGCGGCUCAACAUAGGUCUCGUCAACAACAGCAAGAGAAGUUAAGACUGGCAAAAGAACAGGAACUGGCCCGUUUACGUUCUUUGCAAGAACGGCAACAAGACUUGCAAGAAAAAAUGGAAGAAAUAUACGCACAGCGAGUACAAGAUGAGAUGGAACGUGAGUGGCGUCGAAGAGAGCUAGAGGCUGUCCGCAAGAAAGCACAGACAGAUGAGGAGCUUAAGAAGGCACUUGCUGAGCAAGUCAAAGAGAGACAGCGCAUUCAAGCACUGGAGAUUGCAAGGGAAAAGCAGGAAUUUGAGAAAGUGCAGAAGAUACAGGAGCAGCUCGCAGAAAAGGAAAGACAGGAGCAACUGAAGAGAUUACAGGCAGUUAUAAUUGUGAUUUUGAGCUCAGUAUACUCCAAGUGA
Schistocerca piceifrons (Central American locust) is the source of this 669-nucleotide messenger RNA. Its product is annotated as cilia- and flagella-associated protein 45-like. The record is from RefSeq and is a predicted model, not a curated record. Bases 1 to 669 code for a protein of 222 amino acids. Lineage: Eukaryota; Metazoa; Arthropoda; Insecta; Orthoptera; Acrididae. The transcript has 5 exons.